Molecule: messenger RNA, 1995 nt
Organism: Drosophila simulans
Lineage: Eukaryota; Metazoa; Arthropoda; Insecta; Diptera; Drosophilidae
Product: cytosol aminopeptidase
Exons: 1
Coding region: 278-1861 (527 amino acids)
Biological process (GO): proteolysis
Cellular component (GO): cytoplasm
Molecular function (GO): manganese ion binding; metalloaminopeptidase activity
Source: RefSeq, a predicted model, not a curated record
UCAUUUUAUUAGUACGCCGGUAAAGAACAGAUCGUUUUUAAAAAAGUCCCCAGAAAAAUUUUUCGUUUUUUUUUUUUUGUCCAAGAUAGUUAAAACUUUCUCCUUCUUUUUUUCGUUUCGGAUUUUUCGACAAAAUUUUGAGUGUGGAAAUAGACGGACUAGUUUUAAUCACCCAAAAUUCUUGUAGUAUUACUUGCGUUCGAGGGGAUUUUUUGAAAGCCCACAUCCGAUUUUCAAAUAUCCGAAUAUAACCAAGCAGAACUAACCGCCGAUCAGGAUGAACAAUCUACGUCAGAUUCACUGCUCGUUGAAAAACGCGUGUGUCCUGUGCAAACCGCAUGUCCUGUCCAGUGUUGGCGUGAGAUUCUCCUGCGGCGAUGGCAAGACGAUGGCGAAAGGCGUGGUCGUCGGCCUCUAUCAGAAGGAAGGCGACAAGGAUCCCAAGCUGACUCCCGCCGGCCACAAGAUUGACCAGCGCGUCCAAGGCAAGCUGAUGAAGGCGAUCUGUGAAACGAAGUUGGACGGACGACUGGGUCGCGGCAAGGUGUUCCACAACAUCGACACCGAAUUCGCAGCCGUUGCCGUGGUGGGCGUGGGCCUGGAGGGCAUCGGCUUCAACGAACUGGAAAUGCUGGACGAGGGUAUGGAGUUCGUUCGGGUGGCGGCCGGCGUAGGUGCCAGAUCCCUGCAGCAGCAGGGCAUCACCAACGUCUUGGUGGACGGCAUGGACUACGCAGAGCAGGCGGCCGAGGGCUCCCAACUGGCCGUCUGGCGAUUCCCGGACAAUCUGUCCAAGAAGAACAUGCCGAUGGUGCCGACCUUGGAGCUAUUCGAGUCGCCGGAUCACGAGGGCUGGACUCGGGGCAUCUUCAAGGCGGAGGCCCAGAAUUUGGCGAGACGCUUAAGCGAUGCCCCCGCCAACUGCAUGACGCCUACCAUGUUUGCCCAGGCCGCCGUGGACGCCCUGUGUCCCUGCGGCAUUACCGUGGAGGUUCGCACCAUGGACUGGAUCGAGGCCCAGCGCCUGAAUGCCUUUCUGAUGAUCGCCAAGGGCAGCUGUGAGCCGCCAGUGCUCCUGGAGCUGAGCUACUGCGGCACCGCGCCCGAUGACAAGCCCAUUUUGUUCGUGGGCAAGGGCAUCACCUUCAACUCUGGUGCCCUCAACCUGCGCCCUUGCAGAGGCAUGGAUGAGUAUCGGGGCAGCAUGUCCGCAGCCGCCUGCUGUGUGGCCAUGAUGCGCUGCAUCGCCGCCCUGUCGCUGCCCAUCAAUGUGACGUGCAUCAUUCCGUUGUGCGAGAACAUGCCCUCAGGAAUGUCGGCUAAGCCAGGCGAUGUGGUCACCCUGCUCAAUGGCAAGUCAAUGGCCAUACGUGAUCUGGACAAGGCUGGUGUGGUUGUGCUAUCGGAUCCCCUGCUCUACGGACAGAAGACCUACCUGCCCAGGUUGGUGGUGGACAUUGCUACCCUUAACACGGGUGUGAAGAAGGCCUUCGGUGGUGGCGCCACUGGCAUCUGGUCCAACUCUCACUACAUCUGGAAGCAGUUCCAGCGAGCUGGCUCCAUUUCCGGUGACCGUGUGUGGCGUCUGCCACUCUGGCAAUACUACAGGCGCCAGGUCACCGACGAGCGCGCCUAUGAUCUGAGCAACAAUGGACGGGGGUUGGCCACCUCCUGCCUGGCGGCGGCCAUCCUUCAUGAACUUGUGCCCUGCGUGGACUGGGCACAUCUUGACACCCGUGGCACUGGACUCCUUACCAAGUACGGACUAGUGCCCUACCUAACCAAGAAGCGCAUGACCGGGCGACCCACCCGAACCCUUGUUCAGUUCGUCUACCAAAUGGCCUGUCCGGAGAUGAAGUAAUCCCUUUAGCUGAUUAAGGCGGUUCUGUUGCCGUGUGAUCAGUGAUCAGUGCAGUGAUCAGUGGCCGAAUCACAUUCGACCAAGUGUUAUAUUUCGUUUGAUAUUUUCAAGUAAAUCAAAUAUUUUCGGCGUGA